UUGUUGAACCGUCAAUGUGAGCUUCUGCAAUUUCAAUUACUGUGAUUUGUUCCAGCCACAGUUUGCUGAUAAACAAAUAGAAAAAAGGGCACAUUCAAGACAUGCCAGAAGUGGGAAGUCAGUGCAGCUAUCUAGAAUUUAGAUAUGUGAAGCGCAAAAAAUAUGGUUCAUUAUCACUUUGUGCCAGUGGCUAAGUGCUAUUUAACUGUUCUUCAAAGAGUUUGUCCAACUAUCACUUUCAUUUAGUUACUAACAAUCGGGCGAAACGCUGCGUGUACAGCCAGUGGCUGCGUAACGGAAACAUGUACUUGAUCGGUUUGUUGCUACUGCUGCUCGGCGCCGACUUUGGCGCGUCACAAAACGCCGACAAUUACGACAGUCUCACAACCUCCAUUGCCGGUCUAGAACAAUUGAUCGCGACUGAAGCGUAUUUGAUUGAAAAUUUAGAGAAUUACGCGAAGGAAUUGGAGAAAAAAUUACUCGUCAUUCGCAGCGUGAUUACCAAUCUUCGUGCAGAGAAUGACAAGGCGCAAAAGAAUCCUGGUUACUAUGUAUCUAUUCCUACAAAUGUAUUCUCUUUGGUGCGGCGUUUGCACAAGGACUGGACUUAUUUGGACAUUUACAUGAAACAAAGCGUUGGUCCAGAGCAAACCAAAAUUCUACACGAUUAUUGGUCCAAUUUGCCCAAGGCAGAUGAUUGGAGCGAAGCGGUAAGCGCAAUCAGCCGACUGCAAGACACCUACGAUCUGAAAGCAGACGACCUGGUCAAGGGUUUAAUUAAUGGCAAAAAGUAUGACACUAAAUUGUCGUCACUCGAUUGCUACGCAAUGGGUUUGGAGUUGUUUAAUCAGGCAGAUUAUUGGGGCGCCGGCUUUUGGCUUUACUCCGCCAUCAAUUUGCAUGAAGAAGAUCCUCUAAUAAGUUUGCAUGACUUGAGCAAAGUAAAAAUGAUGGAGCUCUAUGCGGAGACUCUGCUGCGACAAACACGCUAUCAGGAUGCGCUGUCAAUGAUCGAUGUGAUACUGAGUUUGCCUGCGUCGAAGCCGAACUCUGAACUCCAGCGCAAGAAAAACACGGUGCAAUUGCAUAUUAAAACCUACAAUCCAGAACCCAUAAAGAGCGCGAUAAAACGUGUAAGCACUUACCAACUGGGCUGCCGUGGCAUGUUUUCGAACCAACCAUCGAAACUCUAUUGCGUCUACAAUACGACCACAACAGCGUUUCUCAAAUUGGCUCCGCUCAAAAUGGAAAUCCUCAGCCGUGAACCAUUUCUGGUCGUUUUUCAUGACGUUAUGAGCGAUGCGGAAAUCGCGACGCUUCAGCAUAUGGCUCAACCAUCUUUGAAGCGUGCAACCGUAUUUAAUGAGCAAAGCAAGUCAAGUGAGGUGGUUCCUGGUCGCACCUCCAAAUUUGCCUGGUUCUACGAUGGCACAAAUGAGGUUACAACACGCGUCAAUAAACGUAUUGUUGAUAUGACUGGAUUUGAACUUAACGGCUCGGAAAUGUUGCAAGUAAUGAAUUAUGGCCUUGGUGGGCACUACGAUACGCAUUACGAUUUCUUCAAUGUAUCCAUGACGUCUAGUAUUGUGUCGAUGCAGGGUGAUCGCAAGGCCACGGUCCUCUUUUAUAUGACUGAUGUGGAGCAAGGCGGCGCUACCGUGUUCCCAAACAUUAACACUGCGGUCUUCCCCAAAAAAGGCACAGCUGUCGUGUGGUAUAACCUCAAUAAUCGGUAUGAGGGUGACUAUAGAACCCUUCAUGCCGGUUGUCCAGUGAUAGUUGGCUCUAAGUGGGGAUUCUGGUGCUCAGUGAAAAUGCAGUUAUUUUUCUUAUUAACCUGCAUGCUCUUUCUGCUCUCUGGAGCGGCGUUUGCACAGAAAAUGGAGUUCUUCUCCUCGGUGCAUCAAAUGUCGAAAUUGGUGCAAUUCGAAGGAGUUCUCUUGAAACAUAUGCAAAGAUAUGUGGAGAGUAAUGAACAUAAAUUGGAUUUUCUAAAGGCUCGUUUGGCUGAAUUGGAAAGUGAUCGUUACGAUGCGCUUCAGGAAGGCUUGGACUACUUCGAUAGUCCUGUAAACAAAUAUUUGUUAACGAAACGUUUAACGCUGGACUGGGAGCGUGUUGAAAAUAUAAUGCAACAUGAUUCGGGAAAAAAAGCCCUCAACAGAAUAGAGCAUCACUUCACAACGCAACCAUACCCCGAAAGUUCCGAAUUAGAAGGAGCCAUUGCCGGCUUUUUGCGCAUACAAGAUAUCUACCGCUUGAAAACGGCGGAUAUGGCACAAGGCAUACUCGAGGGUGUGAAAUAUGACGUGGUGAUAGAUGCCCGUCUCUGUCUGGAUAUCGCCAAAUACGCUAAAGAGCAAAAUCAAAUGCGUCUGGCGCAUGCGUGGGCCUUGGAAGCAUUAGAUCGUUUUCACAAAGCCGAAGAGAGCACGAGCCAACUAAACAUUGAUUCGGAUAAAGUCGUCGAAGCCGAUAUUUUGGAAUUGCUGGCGAAGGCUAAAACUCACUUGGGUGAUUUGAAGGGCGCCAACCAAACUUAUGCCGAUCUUGUAGCGUUGCGGCCAGAUGUCGAGAACUAUACGAAGAGCUAUUUAGAGUUUCAGUCAGAAAACAGCGACGGAGAAUACGCCACUGUUGAUCUCACCGACGAACAUGAGCCACUGCCAGCGGAUCUGCUAAAGACCGAUGAGUUCGCGCGCUACAAACACACCUGCAAUGGCUUGAUCACGCAAACGCCAAGUGAGGAGCGCGCAUUGCGUUGCGGUUAUCUCACGGAAACACAUCCAUUCCUACUGAUCGCACCCAUUAAAACCGAAGAAUUGAAUCAUGAUCCGUUGCUUGUGGUCUAUUACGAUGUCGUGUCGGAUGCUGAAAUCGAAGAAAUGAAAAGUUUGUCAAACGAUCAAAUUGUGCGUGCAACAGUUAUGGGUCGCAAUGAGAGCAUAGUCUCGCCGGCGCGCACAAGUCAAUUCGCCUUCCUGCCAAAGACGUCACAUAAACUGUUGCAGACGAUUGAUGUGCGCGCUGGCUAUAUGACCGAUUUAAAUAUGACUUUUGCUGAAGAUCACCAAUUCCAAAACUAUGGCAUCGGCGGUCAUUACGGGCAACAUUACGACUCGUUUGAUUUAAAAGCGACCCGACCAAUACAUAAAAUUGAAAUGGGCAAUCGAAUUGCAACACUGCUCUUCUAUUUGACGGAUGUUGAGCAGGGCGGUGGUACUGCCUUCCCCUACCUCAAGCGCCUAUUGAUGCCCAAGAAGGGCGCUGCAGCCUUCUGGUACAACCUGCAUGCCGACGGUGAGAGAGAUUUCCGCACUCUGCACGGUGGCUGCCCGAUUAUUGUGGGCUCCAAGUGGGUGCUCAAUCGUUGGAUCCGCGAGUUCGUGCAGAGCGACCGGCGUCCUUGCGAACUGUGGCGUGACAGUCAAGACAUUAAAUGCUUUUAAAGAUGCCUAGAGGGCUUUACUAUAUAUUAUUAUUAUUUUUAAGUAUUGUAUUUAUAAAGUAUUCAUAUGGUUAACUGAACUGGUGUCUGGACUUGUUUGAUUUAGCUGCAAAUAAUAGUAUUUCCACCGAUACUUACAUGGAGUCCAAAACUGUAAAUUUCCAGUAAUCAAAAAUACGUCAAAAUUGUAGUUUUAAGUGUUUCAUUUUAUUUUUUGUGUGUGUGUAUUUUCUGCAGAAUAUUCAGCAAUAAAGUGUAGUUCAUGUUUCACUAUUCAUUAAGUCCGUGUGGCAAACUCCACCAAAUGUUUCAUUUAUUUAUUUUUUAUUUUUGCAAUUUUAUUACUAAUUAAUAACUGUAAACAGCUAAGAAAAUCGUUUUUUAUUUGCUAAAAAUAACGUUCAUAUCUUCUUCUUUUUUAAAUAAUUUUUUUGUCACUGCGAUGCUGCACCUUAUCGUUUAUCAAUAUUAUUUAAGUGUGGACAUAUACAUACAUAUAAGAGUUUUAACUACUCUGCUUCCACAAUGCCGUAGUAUUCAAACAACACAAAUUGUCAACAUUUAUCGUACAUAAAUAUGUAUGCUGAGAUGUUUUAUUAAUUAAGUUGCUGUUUCUAUAUAUUUUCUUAAAUACACAUGAUUUAUUUGAAAAUUGGGUUUCUACUAAUCUGUAUUUGUCUUCAAGUGCUUCAAGUAGCAUUUUUCAUCUGCGAUUUCGCACUUAAAAAUAUCAAAAGAGUUGGACAUUUUUUUUUGUUUAUUUUUUUUAUUUUCUUUGUUAGGUGGUCCAUUUUACGUGCAUAAUCAUAAGUAAACACUAAGUUCUGCUUUAGUUUUCGCUUUUCUCAUCUCAACUGUCGAAUUUUUCGUCCUCCGGGAUUUUUUUGUAAUUUUUAAUUGAUCUCUGUUUAAGAUUAUAGUUUUUGAAAAAUUCAUACGUACUUUUUUAAAUAUGCGUGUGGGUAGUUUUUGAUUUCUGGAAUUAAUUUUGACAUUUCUCAUUUCUCAUUUGACAUUUGACAUCUGACAUUUGUCAUUUGACAUUUGACAGUUGUCAUUUGCCAUUUGACAGUUGACAACUGACAUUUGACAUUUAACAGUUGCCAU
This is a messenger RNA of Zeugodacus cucurbitae (melon fly), 4555 nucleotides long. RefSeq lists its product as uncharacterized. NCBI's taxonomy places the organism in Eukaryota, Metazoa, Arthropoda, Insecta, Diptera, Tephritidae. The transcript has 16 exons. The coding region runs from base 303 to 3449 and encodes 1048 amino acids. Gene Ontology annotation, molecular function: L-ascorbic acid binding; procollagen-proline 4-dioxygenase activity; protein binding. Gene Ontology annotation, biological process: peptidyl-proline hydroxylation to 4-hydroxy-L-proline. The record is from RefSeq and is a predicted model, not a curated record. Gene Ontology annotation, cellular component: endoplasmic reticulum.